AUGGCCACACCGAAAGAUCAUCCCGGAUAUGGCACAGAUGAUCCUGCACAGUCAUCAAAGGGCGACCAAGAGGAGCCCUCGGCCUUCAAAGGCUUUCUGAGAGUGUUUGCUUUUGGUCACGCAGCCGACUAUGCCCUCGAAUCCAUCGCCAUCAUCGCCGCCAUCGCCUCAGGCGUUGCCUUGGCCAUGGUAAAUAUUGUCAUCGGCCAGUUUAUAUCGCUUCUGAGCGACUCCCACUCAUCUUCAGGCUCUCAGCCGGAUGGAUUCAUGGCCGCCGUCAGCAAAACAGCGCUCUACUUCGUGUACAUCGGCAUCGUGCGAUUUGUGUGCACGUACAUCUACGCCUCUCUCUUCACCUUUGUCGCCCACCGUCUGACCCGUAACAUUCGACACGAGUAUCUCCGCGCCGCGUUCAGCCAGGAGAUUGGCUUCUUCGACAAAUCCAGCGGCUCCAUCUCCAUGCAAGCCACGUCCAACGGAAAGCUGAUCCAGUCGGGCAUUGGCGAAAAGCUCGGCAAUCUCGUCCAGGCCAGCGCUACUUUUGUCGCAGCCUUCAUCAUCGCCUUCAUCACCCAGUGGAAGCUCACGCUGAUAAUCAUCGGCAUGGUGCCGGUGCUCCUCAUCGUUGUUGGCGGUGCCGCCGGACUGGACGCGCAAAUCGAGACGGACAUUCUCAAGAUCCACGCCCAGGCAGCAAGCUUCGCCGAAACGACUCUUGCAGGUGUUCGUACCGUUCACGCCUUUGAUCUCCGCCAGAGGGUCGUCAGCCAGUACGAUUCGUUCCUCCAGAACUCGUUCCACCUGGGCAUGAAGAAAAAUAAAAUCUACGGGGUUCUGUUCGGUGGGGAAUACUUCAUCGUUCACGCCGCCAUGGGCUUGGCCUUUUGGCAGGGUAUUGCCAUGGUGAAUCGUGGGGAAAUUCCUGACCUCGGCGGUGUUUUCACUGUGCUCUUCUCUGUUGUCAUCGCCGCCAGUACAGUCAUGACCAUCGCCCCGCAGAUGGUCACCUUCGGCCGCUCAGCGACUGCUGCGGCCGAGCUUUUCACGCUGAUUGACAGGAAAUCCGAGAUUAAUCCUUUUGAUCACUCGGGAGAACGACCUGACAGGCUCGUUGGGGAAGUUCAGCUUCAAAACGUUUCUUUCAGCUAUCCCACGAGACCAGAUGUCACCGUGCUCGAUAACUUCAGUCUACGUGUUCCUGCAGGGAAGGUCACAGCCUUGGUGGGUCCCAGUGGAUCGGGAAAAAGCACCAUUAUUGGGCUUUUCGAGCGAUGGUACAACCCGACGGCCGGGACUGUAAGAUUGGACGGCAAAGAUAUCAAGGACUUGAAUCUUAAAUGGCUUCGAACCAAUGUUCGUCUCGUGCAACAGGAGCCUGUUCUCUUCAACGGCACCGUACUCGAGAACAUAUCUAAUGGCCUCGUCGGGACACCCUGGGAGACAGCCACACCAGUGGAGCAGCGAAGACGCGUCGAAGACGCUGCUAAGCUCGCCUUCGCACACGACUUCAUCACUAGUCUCCCGCAAGGGUACGACACCAGGAUCGGAGAGAGAGGCGGACUUCUUUCAGGCGGGCAGAAGCAGCGCAUUGCUAUUGCCCGCAGUCUUAUAUCUGAGCCGCAGGUGCUUCUCCUCGAUGAAGCAACUAGUGCCCUCGAUCCUCACGCCGAAGGUGUGGUUCAGGAGGCCCUCAAUAGAGCCUCCCAGGACCGGACAACCAUCGUCAUCGCCCACAAAUUGGCAACCAUCCGGAACGCUGACCACAUUGUGGUCAUGUCUUCAGGCCGUAUCGCUGAACAAGGUCGUCAUGACGAUCUGGUCGCAAUGAACGGAAUCUACCACAAUCUUGUCAAGGCACAAGACCUGUCCCCAGCCGAGACCCAGCAGACCGCGCAGCGCCUUUUAGAGAAGGAAUCCACCCUGGACGACAUCUCAGGCGUGGAUCACUCACUCGUCAAGAACAAAACGACUGAGGAGAGGCAUCUGGCGUCGCUCAAGGACCGAGAAGACUUCACACUGUUCAAGCAGAGCGGCCUGAUCAGUACCGUCAUGAAGCUGAUGGGCUGCACGCCCGAACUGAAGUUCUGGUAUUUGCUGGCACUCAUCUCCUGCAUCAUUGGAGCUGCCCUGUUUCCCGCACAAGCCCUGCUCCUCGGCAACAUCCUCGACGUCUUCUCAUCCCCCGAUAUGGUGUCUCGAGGCAAUUUCAUCUCACUCAUGUUCUUAGUCAUCGCCUUUGGGUGUCUGAUCGGAUAUUUUCUUCUGGGAUGGUCGAGCAACAUGAUCGCACAGGUAGGUGACCCGAUCCUUGUUCAUGUCCAGGAGAUUGCUGACGACAAUAAGACCCUAGGUAGAAAGAUGCGGAGAUAUCUCUUGGACUCUGUCCUCCGUCAAGACCUGCGGUUUUUCGAUCGCCCCGAGAACACCAUCGGCACGUUGACCAGCCGUCUCGACUCUUACCCCCAGGCAGUAUUCGAGUUCAUGGGAUUCAACGUUGCUCUCCUUAUUUUAGCCCUCAUCAACUUGUCAGCUUGCAGUAUCCUCGCCAUCUCGGUUGCCUGGCGCCUUGGCUUGGUCGGCGUUUUCGCUGGGCUCCCUCCCAUGCUGCUGGCUGGAUGGGUACGCAUCCGGCUCGAAGUGAAGAUGGAGAACGCCAUGGACAAGUCAUUCUUGCAGAGCUCUUCCGUAGCGUCAGAGACAGUGAUGGCGGUACGCACCGUCUCCUCCUUGGCGCUGGAGCAGAAGAUGCUAGACAAGUACACGCACGAGCUGGACAUGGCUAUUCAAAACGCGGCACCGUCGCUGUUUCACAUGAUGAUUUGGUUCUCGAUGACCCAGGCAAUUGAAUACUUCGUCCUCGCCCUUGGCUUUUGGUGGGGAUCCAAGCUCAUCAACGACGGCUACAUCAACUUCUAUCAGUUCAUCGUCUCCUUCAUGGGUGUUUACUUUUCGGGUCAGGCGACAAGCCAGAUGUUUGUCUUCGCAGGCAAUUUCACAAAGGGCCAUAAAGCCGCCAAUUACUAUUUCUGGAUGUCUGCCCUCGAGCCAACGAUUCAGGAUACCGCUGAGAACAGUGGCAAGGGGCCAGAACACGGCUGCAAGUCUUUCGAUCUGGAAAAUGUCCAGUUUGCCUACCCUCUGGCGCCGCACAACCGGGUUCUCAAGGGGAUUUCACUCACCAUUCAGCCUGGAGAGUUCGUCGCAUUUGUAGGGCCAUCGGGCUGUGGUAAGAGCACAAUGGUUUCACUGCUGCAACGUUUCUACGACCCCGUCAGCGGCACCAUCAACGUUGAUUACUCGCCUUUGAAAUCGAUCAGCCCUUCUCUCUAUCGUAAGAACAUUUCUCUGGUGCAGCAGGAACCGACGCUGUUCCCGGGGACCAUCCGGGACAAUAUCUCGCAGGGCGUCGACACAACCACUUCUGGCCCGCUGCCCGACUUUCAGCUAGAGGAAGCCUGUCGUUCCGCCAAUGUCUGGGACUUCAUAGCCUCGCUCCCAGAGGGCCUUGAUACGCCUUGCGGAACGGGCGGCAGCCAGCUCUCGGGCGGCCAGCGACAGAGAAUUGCGAUUGCACGCGCCCUCAUCAGAAAGCCGGCCGUGAUCCUGUUGGACGAGGCGACAAGCGCACUGGAUACUGAGUCUGAGCGCAUCGUUCAGGGCGCGUUGAAGAAGGCGGCAACCACUGGCAAUAGGAUCACUAUUGCCGUCGCCCACCGACUGUCUACUAUUCGGGACGCAAGCCGUAUUUUCGUCUUCAACGGUGGAAUCAUCGCCGAGAGCGGGACUCAUGGAGAGCUCAUCGAGCGGGGUGGGAUGUAUGCGAAGAUGUGCGAGGCUCAAAGAUUAGGUCAAGAUAUGUAGGGUGUUGUUAUGUCUUGGUCUUGAUUCUCUUGGUCCACAUUUUGUUUAAUUUCUUGCACAUACUGGACAUAGCAUCCGCGGUUUCUCAACCGAAAGUCGGUGUCGUGGAUGCCGCUCAUAUGUUCACCUUCCAUAGCAAAUACACUUGUAAUAAAAAGGCGUCGCCUAAUAUUGUCACUUCAAGCUCUCUAUGAUGUACCGAGAGCGUUGCAAAACACAUUGCUUUGAAUGAUGUUUCCACAGAAUCGUAAUUAUUUGAUUAUGUCUACUACAGAUAGUCGCUUUCUUGUAAUUAAACUCCCUUGCUCCAAACUCUCCCCUCGAGGUCGUCGCCCAAGUCGAUUUGUAAUGAAUCGUCGAUGAAAUAACCGCUUCCUAACUAAGCCAAACCUCUAUC
Messenger RNA from Colletotrichum destructivum, 4258 nucleotides. RefSeq names its product Putative Type 1 protein exporter. Gene Ontology annotation, cellular component: membrane. Gene Ontology annotation, molecular function: ATP binding; ABC-type transporter activity; ATP hydrolysis activity. Lineage: Eukaryota; Fungi; Ascomycota; Sordariomycetes; Glomerellales; Glomerellaceae. The transcript has 10 exons. Bases 1 to 3861 code for a protein of 1286 amino acids. The record is from RefSeq and is a predicted model, not a curated record. Gene Ontology annotation, biological process: transmembrane transport.